Molecule: messenger RNA, 5652 nt
Organism: Mirounga angustirostris (Northern elephant seal)
Lineage: Eukaryota; Metazoa; Chordata; Mammalia; Carnivora; Phocidae
Gene: GNAL
Product: G protein subunit alpha L
Exons: 12
Coding region: 396-1763 (455 amino acids)
Biological process (GO): adenylate cyclase-activating dopamine receptor signaling pathway; sensory perception of chemical stimulus
Cellular component (GO): heterotrimeric G-protein complex
Molecular function (GO): G-protein beta/gamma-subunit complex binding; GTP binding; G protein-coupled receptor binding
Source: RefSeq, a predicted model, not a curated record
ACGGCGGUGGUAUUUACAAUGGAACCACCAAGGCUUCAGUAUUUACGGUAACGAGGGCCGGCCCUGGCGGCGGUAUUUACGGUAACGGGGUGCCGGUCCCGGCGGCGGUUUUUACGGUAACGGGGGCCGGGCUCGCGGAGGCCCGUCGGCGCGGCCCGCUCGCCGCGUUAUCAGGUGAUCUCCAGCCCAGGCGGCCGCCACCCCCUGCACCCAGCGGAAAAUGCAAAAUGGCCCUCCGGGACAGUGAGGGGCCGUGGCGCCCGGCCCGGGCCCUCCGCACCCCCAGCCCGCAGCCUGUGGGCGGCAGCGCCGCGCCGGGUCCGGGUGCAGCCCCCUCCCGCCCCUCCGCCGGGGCCGCAGCCUGAGCCCCGCGCCCCCCCGCACCCCGCGUCCACAUGGGUCUGUGCUACAGUCUGCGGCCGCUGCUCUUCGGGGAUCCGGAGGACGUCCCCCGCGCCGCCUCGGAAGAGCCUGCGGAAGACGCUCGGCCCGGCCCGGCCCCGGCCCCGACCCCCGCCCGAGCCCCGGCGGCGGUGGGGGGAGACGCGGCGCCGACCCCGCUCCCUCGGGGCGCCGGCGGGAGCCCGGCGUGCACGCGGCCCAAAGCCACCCCGAAGAAGGAGCGGCGGCGGCGUCCGGAGCAGCUGCGAGCCGAGGAGGGCGAGGCGGAGCGCGAGGCGAGGAAGGUCAGCAGGGGCAUCGACCGCAUGCUCCGCGAGCAGAAGCGCGACCUGCAGCAGACGCACCGGCUCCUGCUGCUGGGGGCUGGUGAGUCUGGGAAGAGCACUAUCGUCAAACAAAUGAGGAUCCUGCAUGUCAAUGGAUUUAAUCCUGAGGAAAAGAAACAGAAAAUUCUGGACAUCCGGAAAAAUGUUAAAGAUGCUAUUGUGACAAUUGUUUCAGCGAUGAGUACUAUCAUACCUCCAGUUCCACUGGCCAACCCAGAAAACCAAUUUCGAUCAGACUAUAUCAAGAGUAUAGCUCCUAUCACCGACUUUGAAUAUUCCCAGGAAUUCUUCGAUCAUGUGAAGAAGCUCUGGGAUGAUGAAGGCGUGAAGGCGUGCUUUGAGAGGUCCAACGAGUACCAGCUGAUUGACUGCGCACAAUACUUCCUGGAGAGAAUCGACAGUGUCAGUUUGGUGGACUACACACCCACAGACCAGGAUCUUCUCAGAUGCAGAGUCCUGACAUCAGGGAUUUUCGAGACCCGAUUCCAAGUGGACAAAGUAAACUUUCACAUGUUUGACGUCGGCGGCCAGAGGGACGAGAGAAGAAAAUGGAUCCAGUGCUUUAACGACGUCACAGCUAUCAUUUAUGUCGCCGCCUGCAGCAGCUACAACAUGGUGAUUCGGGAAGAUAACAACACCAACAGGCUCAGAGAGUCCCUGGACCUCUUCGAAAGCAUCUGGAACAACAGGUGGUUACGGACCAUUUCUAUCAUCUUGUUCUUGAACAAACAGGAUAUGUUGGCAGAAAAAGUCUUGGCAGGGAAAUCAAAAAUUGAAGAUUAUUUCCCAGAGUAUGCAAAUUAUACUGUUCCUGAAGAUGCAACACCAGAUGCAGGAGAAGAUCCCAAAGUGACGCGGGCUAAGUUCUUUAUCCGAGACCUGUUUUUGAGGAUCAGCACAGCGACAGGGGAUGGCAAACAUUACUGCUACCCGCACUUCACCUGUGCCGUGGACACCGAGAACAUUCGCAGGGUGUUCAACGACUGCCGUGACAUCAUCCAGAGGAUGCACCUCAAACAGUACGAACUCUUGUGAGGCAGCCCUGGGGGGGGGAGGGGGGGAGGGGGGCGAGGGGCGCGCCUUCUCGCACCUUCUCUCCACCUGCCUCUCCUCCCUUGGCCACCCUGCCAGGUGGGGCAUUUACUCCAGCACCGUCAGCCCCAAGCCAUGGUCGAAAGUAGGGUGUUCUCAGUCUCGUCCGGCUGCCACCUGUCCUGUUCUGUGUUGGCUCCCGUGUGACCACCAAGCCUCUGGCUACCUCUGUUCCCCUCGGGUUUGGUUUGUAGCUUUUGUCUUCACUGAGCGCAACCUCCCCCAGCGCCCCCACCCGCACCCCUUUGUGCCACUGCAGACCACGCUCACGCGGGUGGUGCUGCAGUGAAAUCUGGCCGGGUGAGGGCCCCGCUUAUUCAUCCACUCAGUGCUUUAUUGAUUCAGCAGGAGCUUGAUAAAUGGGGGAGGAAUGGCACUUUGUUCCCAACUUAUCAAGCACGACUGCAGAGGCAGGGGUACGAUGCGGUCAGGCGGACAAGUGGCCGCCCCUUCGGAGCUGCGUUGGCCCACGAGCUAGGCCAGACCUCAAGUCACAGAGUGGAGAGAAACCCUUUUUUCAGUCCCAUUUGAGUCGCUGCCAACCUCAGGCAUUAAAUUAGACCUACUUUGAGCCUUUCACAUUUAGGCAGACAACCUACCACACGCACCGCUGCAGUGUGUCCUGUCUCAGAAUGACUCUCCAGACUCGGACUAUGCUUGGACAAGAGUCUCCUUCCAUAUCUUGUUGUUGUUGUUGUUGUUGUUGUUUUAUGGCUGGUUUACUAUAACUGUACAGACCACCAAAUGUAACAUUAUUUUAUAUAACUACUUAAAAAAUCCUUGUAGAUCUUUGUGCCUUGAUUUUGGCUCUAUCUGUACAAGAAAUGCGUUUUUCUCGUGCUGAACAGCUAAAUGUCAACAGUACCUGCUGCUUGCUCUAAAAAAGAGAAUGGUAUCUGUAGAAUUUAGGAUAUUUUAUCAGGUUAGUACUUUUAAAAAUAUCCUUGAUUAAAUAUAAAUAUACACACACAUAUAUAUAAAUUAUACACACGAAUCAUUCCCAUCUUACCAUUUUGUACCCACCUCACAAGCUUCUUUCAGAAACCAAGGAUUUUUUCCUCCAGACAAUAUGUCUUUUGAUUAUUUUGCAAUUUAAAGACUUUUACAAGCUCUCUGAGUAGAAAUAGGCCAAGCAUUCCCUUAGCCUGAGCUUUUGAACCACUCCCUUGACCACAGUUUCUAUUGUAAACAAGUAGCAAGAAGGAGACACAGGGGUGUCUGUGUUUGUGUCCAGCCUGAGAGAAUCAAAAGAUGGCAUCUCCAUUUGCCUCUUGAAGAAGAAAUACUACAAAACCCUUAUUUGAAAUGCAAAGUCAAAAUCUAUGCCUGUUUCUCGCAAGCGGAAGAUGUGCAAACGCAGCCGCAAAAGUUAGAGUACGAUACAGUAUCUAGAAAGAGACAAUCGCUUUUAGCAGUGAUGCUUCAUAUUCUACCCACAGCCACGCCUUGGAGGCUAGUUUUCUUAGGUCCAAGGUAAUCUGCAAACACGCCCAAAGUUGUAUUUCAACAAUACGAAUCCAGAAGUGAUAGCCUAUAUAUAUAUAUAUAAAUAUAUAAUAUAAAUACAUUUAUAGCCUAGCUGACGUCACUUCAUUUCCUUUAGUCUUUAAUAUUUUAAAGUUUACUCUAGAAGGCAGCAUUUUAUAAUCGUUUAUAAAUGCAUCCAGAUUUAAAUACAACUUGUCCAGGGAAGAGAGGAUGACAACUUUCCAGGCGAUCAGUGUCAUAAACACGUAAUUUAUGUCAGCAUCACUAAAUUCUGGGCCUCUCGUUCCUGUUGUGUAAAACUCUGAUUUGAAAUGAGACACGUAAAAUGGAAAUUAUUGUCUUUCCGUUGCGCUUUCAACGUACAACACGAAGAACUGCAGAGCUGCACCCCCACGUGUACACAAAAAGCGAAGUUGUACGCUGUUACUUACAUUAUCACUCAGCAGUUCCCUUGCAACUGAACUUCCUAUUCAGAGACAGAGCCAGGCUCGUAGAAGACACACAGAACACAUUUUAUCUGGCUUAAAAUUAUCAAAACAUAUUUAUUUUUAAAUACCAAAAGCCACUUCCCAGUCCUUUUUUCAAGUUUCUUUGGAUCGUGGACGGGCAUUACAUUCACAUUUAACAGCCUGGUCUGCUGGAGAGAAAAUUACACUUCUCAAAAAAUCUGAUUCCAUUAUUAGCACAGAAGUACAAAAGUCUGCGAAAACAAUAUAUUCCUGCUUGUGGCAUCUGUACUUUUAUUAUUUUAAGUGUACAGCUUUAUAACAUAUAAGAGUUUGAGGACCACUUUGUAGGGGGACAGAAGCAAACCCAGUGUUUGUGCAAACACAAUCCCGAGUGUGUUCCUGGGCCGCUGGCUCUACCUUGGGGGACGUAGGACAGUCUAGUGCAUGCAAGUGAUGACUUUAAUAGCUUUUACAUAUUGUACAGACACGAUCUUUGAUUAUACAUAUAUUUGAUAAAAUGAGAAAACAGACUUGUUGUAGAGUACACGUUCCAUUUUUAUAGCAUGAGAACAGUACCAUCAACUAUUUAUUCUGCAGGAAUUCGCAUCAGUGAUUUACAGUUUCUGUGAUGUGUGUAAAGACAGCCUCCUUUGAUCUCAUCUCACAUGAGCCCUGCCCAAGGUCCAGUUUCUUGGGCUUUGUUAUUUACUAUGAAAUACAAAAGUCUCCUGCUCUUUACGUGGUCUUAAAUUUUCUGAGCAGGUUCCAGCCAAAAAUAAGAGAUGAGGGUAGAAGCCCAGAGUGAACUAAUAUGAGGACCACCAGGAGCCCAGCUGCUACACAGUAUGUGGCCAGAACGGUGUUCUCGUGGGGGAGGUAGCACUUGGCGAGGGCGUACUCUGUGGGCGUCAUACUGCCCUGGAAAGGCAAUGAGAACUGUUACUGCCGCAGUGAGAGCCCUCCCACAGCACCACACAACAGACUUAGACACAACAGGGGAAAGACAGCCAUCUUGGCUGAGCCAGGUGAGGCCAGGAAGUGGCUCUCCUUCUGAGGCCUUCGGCCUCCACCCACCAACCACAAGCACUGGUUGGAGACAUGAAGGGAAGGCUCCCGGUGUGCCGAGCGGAGCUGAGCUCCCCACUGAAACUAGCCCCUGGCACAGCAGGUCCCCAGUGCAGUGGGCACACACGACAGAGGUGCAAGGGGCUAGAGAGUCACAUCAGUGGUCACUGAGAAACAAGCACAACAAGGCCAUUUCUCAUGCCAUUUCAUGCAGCCUGUUACCCAGAAAUGCACGUGCCAGGGGCAACUCAGGGGGCUUUUUUGGUAGAUGUUUUUGCGAUGUGGAAUGACACUGAGGAAUGGUCUCAUUUACUUUGAAUUUGAAAACAUGAAGGUUUCCCCAAUCUUUUCAUGAAGUAAAAGUACCUGACAUAAAAGCAUUAGGAACUGGGUAAAAUCAACAUUGGGGGGCCACUAACUGAAACAACAUGUCAAGUCAACUUGCAAGAGCUGUAGCAUUCUCCUGCCCUAAGACAAGAUGAUGUCUUGUAAGACAAGAUGAUGGCGUACAGCCAAUAAAGACAGCAUCCCGUUUCUUAAGAAAAUUAGAAACGCAGAGCCUCCCAUCUGAGGACGGUGCGGUCUGUGGAGAUGACACAACCCUCAGGAUACCCCCCCCCCAGGGCAAUGCCCUGCUCUUGUGUCCCCAGAGAGGCGUGCAGACAGGGGUCAGUGGAUCAAACCAAGUGUGCAUGGGGGGCAGGGCAAGUCUGUAUUUACAGGGUUUGUAUGUUUUUACGGAUUGCAGCAAUUAAAUAGUUGAUUACUGUGUUGAUUUCAAUACUUCUAUGAGAGCGUUCGGAUGAAAAUAAACGUUCAUAUUACCAUGA